Messenger RNA from Xenopus tropicalis (tropical clawed frog), 5892 nucleotides. It is a transcript of the gene cadps2, whose product is annotated as Ca++-dependent secretion activator 2. Bases 445 to 4326 code for a protein of 1293 amino acids. Gene Ontology annotation, biological process: dense core granule exocytosis; synaptic vesicle exocytosis. Gene Ontology annotation, cellular component: synapse; cytoplasmic vesicle membrane; presynapse. The record is from RefSeq and is a predicted model, not a curated record. NCBI's taxonomy places the organism in Eukaryota, Metazoa, Chordata, Amphibia, Anura, Pipidae. The transcript has 30 exons.
CUCUGAUAUUACAGGACCGCGAUCCAACUUGCCCACCUCCGAGUCCACGCCCACAGCCGCCGACCAAUCACCGUCCGCCUGGAAGAGCAGGCUUACUGCCAGCAAGCAGUGGAGUCGCUGCUGAAAGGAUCAGCCCUGAUUAAUCCCGCAACAAGUGACUUUUAAGGACCCAGAGGAUUCCCUGCCAAACUUUUGGGAAGAGGUCUAAACAGGGGAUUCAAAAAGUUGAGCUGUAGCUUCCUAUACAGAGGUGGACAUAUGCAAGGCGCGACUGGAAGUGAGAGCCUGCCACUUCUAUUCCCAUUGCUCCUGUUUUUGGGCUGCAGGAAGCUGCUCCAGGAACCCUCAACGUGUCCGGAAAGGUACGCUCGGCUUGAGCCACGACUGGCCAGGCUCUGAGGAAAGUGAAAGGGGAAGUAGGGAAGUGAGAGCGCUGCAAGGAGGAUGUUGGAUCCGUCUUCCAGUGACGAUGAGCCGGAGGACUUGCUGGAAGAAGAAACGCAAGAUGUGUUGGUGGCAUCGGGUGGCGGAGCUGCUCAGUGGGAUGCCAGGGACAAUGCUGCCCGCUCAACCCUGCCCAGACCUGCCAGUCCCAGUCCGUCGGUGCGGAGCGAGGGUAGAGAGGAACAGGAGAGACUGCAGAAAGAAGAGAAGGAGAGAAAGAACCGACUGCAGCUCUAUGUGUUCAUAAUGAGAUGCAUCGCCUACCCUUUUAAUGCCAAGCAACCCACCGACAUGGCCAGGAGACAGCAAAAGCUGAAUAAGCAGCAGCUGCAGACUAUAAGAGAAAGAUUCCAGUCAUUCCUUAAUGGAGAAACACAAAUUGUGGCUGAUGAAGCAUUUUGCAAUGCUGUAAGAAGCUAUUAUGAAGUGUUCUUGAAAAGUGAUAGAGUUGCCAGAAUGGUUCACAGUGGAGGAUGCUCUUCUAAUGACUUCAGAGAAGUUUUUAAAAAGAACAUAGAAAAACGAGUCAGAAGUUUGCCAGAAAUUGAUGGUCUAAGCAAAGAAACAGUAUUAAGCUCAUGGAUUGCUAAAUAUGAUGCAAUAUACAGAGGAGAAGAAGAUCUGCGCAAACCUCAGAACAGGAUGGCACUAAGUUCUGUAUCAGAACUAAUACUUAGCAAAGAACAACUAUAUGAAAUGUUUCAGCAGAUCUUGGGAAUACAAAAAAUUGAGCAUCAGUUGCUAUACAAUGCCUGCCAGCUAGAUAAUGCUGAUGAACAAGCAGCUCAGAUUAGAAGAGAGCUUGAUGGACGUCUACAGGUGGCAGAUCGAAUCGCAAAGGAAAGGAAGUUUACAAAAUUUUUAACCAAAGAAAUGGAGAGUAUGUACAUAGAAGAACUGAGAUCUUCAGUGAAUUUACUUAUGGCGAAUUUGGAAAGUCUUCCCGUGUCCAAAGGGGGCACUGAGUUUAAGCUGCAAAAGUUAAAGCGAACACAAAAUCCAACAUUUUUGGACAUUGGUGAUGAAAAUGAUGUUCAGCUGUCAAAAUCGGAUGUCGUGUUAUCUUUUACUUUAGAGAUUGUUAUAAUGGAGGUACAAGGUCUUAAAUCAGUAGCACCAAAUCGUAUUGUAUACUGCACAAUGGAAGUAGAAGGUGGAGAGAAACUUCAGACAGACCAAGCAGAGGCCUCAAGACCGCAGUGGGGAACACAAGGAGAUUUUACUACAACGCACCCUCGCCCCAUUGUAAAAGUAAAGCUUUUCACAGAAAGUACUGGUGUUUUGGCCCUUGAGGAUAAAGAGCUUGGAAAAGUAAUACUAAGACCAACAUCCAAUAGUUUAAAGACUCCAGAGCUACAUAAAAUGAUAGUACAUAAAAACAGCCAAGAUACAGCUCUGAAGAUAAAACUGGCAGUAAGAAUGGAUAAACCACCUCACAUGAAGCACAGUGGAUAUUUGUAUGCAAUGGGCCAGAAAGUUUGGAAGCGCUGGAAAAAACGUUAUUUCGUUCUAGUACAGGUUAGCCAGUAUACAUUCGCAAUGUGCAACUACAGAGAAAAAAAAUCAGAGCCUCAAGAGCUCAUGCAGCUUGAAGGAUACACUGUGGAUUACACAGAUCCUCAGCCAGGUCUCAAGGGUGGCCAUAUGUUUUUUAACGCUGUCAAAGAAGGAGACACAGUUAUUUUUGCGAGUGAUGAUGAACAGGAUAGAGUCCUAUGGGUGCAAGCAAUGUACAGAGCAACAGGGCAGUCAUAUAAGCCCAUAGUUUCAAAUCAGGCACAGAAAUUAAAUCCCAAAGGACUGAAUACUCAACCAGACACAUCUCAAAAUUAUACAGACCGUGGCCAGAGACAUGGCAUGGAUGAAUUUAUAUCCGCUAAUCCCUGCAGAUUUGAUCAUGCCUCCCUCUUUAAAGACCUUCAAAUACAGACACUGGAUCACCGAUUAAAUGAUUCUUAUUCUUGUCUGGGUUGGUUCAGUCCUGGCCAGGUUUUCGUAUUAGAUGAAUACUGUGCACGAUAUGGUGUUCGUGGUUGCCAUCGUCAUCUCUGCUACCUUAAGGAAUUGAUAGAGCAUGCUGAAUCUGGGGCUGUGAUUGACCCAACAUUGCUUCAUUACAGCUUUGCUUUCUGUGCAUCUCAUGUUCAUGGUAACAGGCCAGAUGGAAUUGGAACGGUAACAAUGGAAGAAAAAGAUCGCUUUGAAGCUAUUAAAGGACAACUUGCAUCACUUUUACAGAACCAGAUAAGCCAUUUUAGAUACUGUUUUCCUUUCGGAAGGCCAGAAGGUGCUUUGAAAGCUACUCUAUCAUUAAUGGAAAGGGUAUUAAUGAAAGACAUUGCGACUCCUGUACCUGCAGAGGAAGUGAAGAAAAUUGUAAGAAAGUGCCUUGAAAAUGCGGCUCUAAUCAAUUAUACCCGCCUUACUGAAUAUGCAAAAAUAGAAGUCGCAGUAAAGGAAUCAGAGUCAAUGAACCAAGAAUAUGCGUCUAAAAAACUGGAAGAUGUCAUUAAUCUUGCUGAACUCUGUAUUGAAGUAUUGCAACAAAAUGAAGAACAUCAUUCGGAGGCCUUUUCAUGGUGGCCAGAUUUAUUGGCUGAACAUGCGGAGAUAUUUUGGGCCCUGUUUUCCGUUGAUAUGAAUUCAGCACUUGAGUCCCAACCCCAAGAUUCCUGGGAGAGCUUCCCACUCUUCCAACUGCUCAAUAAUUUUCUCAGAAAUGACUCGCUUCUAUGCAAUGGAAAAUUUCAUAAGCAUGUUCAAGAAUGCUUUAUGCCACUUGUCAUUCGUUAUAUUGAUCUCAUGGAGUCCUCCAUUGCCCAGUCAAUUCACAAAGGGUUUGAACAAGAAACAUGGCAACCAGUCAAGAGCAUCACCAACAAUCUUCCUACUGUUACUCUUCCAAAAGUUCCAAGCUUGACUCUUAAUCUUCCACAGAUACCUAGCUUUUCGGCACCAUCCUGGAUGGCUUCUUUAUAUGAUUCCACCAAUGGCUCUACAACCUCUGAAGAUCUGUUCUGGAAACUUGAUGCCUUACAGGUGUUUGUACAAGAUCUCCACUGGCCAGAAGCUGAAUUUGCAAACCACUUAGAACAGCGUCUUAAACUUAUGGCAAGUGAUAUGAUAGAAGCCUGUGUUAAAAGGACACGGGCAGCUUUUGAGCUUAAGUUGCAGAGGACAAAUAAAUCAACUGACUUUCGAAUCUCUGCAUCUGUAUGUACUAUGUUUAAUGUGCUGGUAGAUGCCAAAAAGCAAUGUGCAAAGCUGUGUGUUCUUGACAGUGGGCAAGAGUUUUAUAAGCAGUGGCAACAAUAUCACUCUAAAAUUGAUGAUUUAAUUGAGGAAACUGUUAAAGAAAUCAUAUCACUCCUGGUUUCCAAGUUCAUCUCUGUCCUUGAAAGCGUGCUGUCUAAGCUGACAAAGUAUGAUGAAGGCACGCUCUUCUCAUCAAUACUUUCCUUCACUGUGAAAGCUGCUUCAAAGUAUGUGGAAGUACCAAAACCAGGCCUGGACCUUGCAGAUACUUAUAUCACAUUUGUUCGUCAAAACCAGGACAUUUUGCGCGAAAAGGUUAAUGAAGAAGUCUACAUAGACAAGUUUUUUGAUCAAUGGUACAGCAGCUCCAUAAAAGUCAUAUGUGUGUGGCUGGCUGACAGACUAGAUCUUCAACUGCAUGUUUAUCAGCUAAAAACCAUCAUCAAGAUUGUAAAGAAAACCUACAGAGAUUUCAGGCUGCAAGGUGUGAUGGAUGGAACACUAAAUAGUAAAACGUAUGAGACUGUUCACCACCGUUUAACAGUAGAAGAAGCCACGGUUGCUGACUCUGAUAGAGGAGGGCUUCAGGGAGUUACUAUGAAAGACAGUGAUGAUGAAGAUGAUUGACAUGCCAUAUGUAUCCACCCAUAAAUGUUAGCAAGUUCCAUCAUCUAAUCUCAUUGUUGUUUCACUUUUCUUCGUAUACAAAUUUACAUAACCUAGAACUGUCCAGGACUCCAUGUAAAUCUGAAGAUGUUGGUUACAAACAACAAUUAUUGGCAGGUAAUAGAUUGUAAAAAGUGCAUCAAACACUUUCCUUCUGUUUUUUAAUGGGUUUGUUAAAUAAAUUCUGUUGAAUAAAAUAAAUUGAACUGAGCAGGGAUUGGCACUGCAGUUGUGGUACAUACAAGGGAUCUGUUAUCUGGAAACCUUUGAAAUAAGGCCUUGUCAUUUCCCAUAGUGUCAUAUUUAAUCCUAUAAUUCCUUAUUUUUGAUGUAUUUGCUUUUUCUCUAUGAUAGUUAAUCUAUAAAAAUAACUAAAGUAUACAUUUUUGGUGAUUUAAAAACAAAAAAAUAUUUUUUUUAAUGUUUAUAUACAUUAAGGCAAUGUUGUGCCAUAUAAUGGGAAACUCUCUAAUUUGGGAACACCCCAAGUCCAAGCAUUCUGGAUAACAGAUCCCAUGUCUGUAUUGUGCCAUGGGUGUCAUUAAGAACAUCAAAACAUUUGCAUCGGGUCAUUUAAUGAGAAAAUUCCUUUCCCAUAAAUAGCAUGUAAAAUAGGCAUAUUCAUUGCUUGCCUUCUCUCAAGACCAUGAAUUUCUUGCUGAGGUUGCUGCUCUAAAUAUUUCUUACAGUGUAGCUUAAAGGUAGUGAACAAAGCAGCAGACCUUGUUACUCUUAUACAUAUGACUUCUUUGGGGAAUAUGGAAGAAUGGGAAUGCUAGAUUUCCAUAAUAUAUGGAAGGGGCCAGUUCUUUAAAAUAGGAUGUAUAUUUCCAUUAUCAGAAAGUGACCCAGUAGUAGAGAGAAAAAGCUUCAGGUUGAAUCGAACUAAUGCAACAGAUGGUUGAAACGGUAAGAUUUCUAUCUGCGAGGAGUUGUUCAAGUAUCAGCUACCAAUCCCUUAUGUAUACCUGUACAUUUUUUUCAAAACAGAAUCUUUUUAAUAUAAAUGUUUAUGUAAAUUUUUGUGUUUUAAAAAGCUUGAUUUUUUACGUUUAAAAUCUCUUAUUAGAGAGCUCAACAGCCUAUCAACAAUGCCAAUGCAUUUGGCUGACUGUGCCAUUUCAUCCUAAAGUACUUUGUAUUUCAUUUGUUGGUGUUGGCCCCCACCCUUCCUUUUACUUUUACUCCAAUAUAUAUAUUCUCCAUCACCCUAACACUAGCCUGCCAAGAGAGUUCCUAACAUUGUUUCUAUGUAUUUACAAGAAAGUUUGAUAUUAACCAUAUAUUUGUCAUUUAAAUCAUCUAAUCGGAAUUGUUUACUGUAAUGUUGGGCACAAUUUUCAUGAUUGUGAAAAGUAUUUUAAGUUGGAAAAUGUGUAUCAUUCAUUUCUGAAGCGCUAGUAUUUUCAUAAAACCUACUACUAUUUCAAAAUAAAAUGUUUGUAUUUGUGCCUGAAAUUUGUAUUAUUCACGUAAUCGUUGUCACACACACUAUACAAAUGCAUUAAAGGGGUCUUUUUGUUAUUA